AUGACAAAAUAAACAUGUCAAAACAGAGCCUGCCUCUUUUGCGCUCGGCGGUGGAAAGGUUUUGUGGACGAAAUUUUCGCUUAACCACCGACUGAUCAUGGUGUUUUCGAAGAGAAAGAUGAAGCAGUUCCUAGCGUUCGGAGUGACGAUCGUGCUCGUGAUUUGUUUGUACAAAUCAUGGGGCAGUCCAACGAACGGGGUGUCACACUACGCGUACGAUGACAACGGUGAUAACGAUGGGGUUGGCGCACUAGAUAACAACGCUCAGGUCGAUCGGGAAAGUCGGCGGGCCGCCGGUCCAUCGCCCGAACGGCUCGUGCUGUCGGUGGCCGAUCGAAACGGUCACCGGCCACAGCAUAACAGCAUCGAUGGAGCUAGCGAUGAUGCCGAUGGAAACGAUGACGGGGACCGGCUGCUGCUGGUACAAAGCAAACAUCGGUCAUUCCGCAAGGGAUUGGCUGGGGGCGCUCUGGCGAAACAAAGGAACGGUGACGAUCUAGCGCUGGAUGAUCCGGAGCGAGAAUCGCGGCUCAAUGAGCUGCACGAGGCUAAGCGCCAGAUACUGGAGCUGGAACGCAAGAUACAGGAGCUGGAGGGUCGGAUACCGCGCAAGUAUCCGGACGUUACCUUCUUGAACUACAAAAAUCGCAAACGCAUACUGAUAACGGGAGGAGCCGGUUUCGUAGGAUCGCACCUGGUCGACUAUCUCAUGAUGCAAGGUCACGAGGUGAUCGUGGCGGAUAACUUCUUCACGGGCCGGAAGCGCAACGUAGAGCACUGGCUCGGGCAUGAGAACUUCGAGCUGAUCCAUCACGACAUCGUCAAUCCGCUGUUCAUCGAGGUGGACGAAAUCUAUCAUCUGGCCAGCCCGGCCAGCCCCCCGCACUACAUGUACAAUCCGGUGAAAACGAUCAAAACCAACACGCUCGGUACGAUCAACGUGCUCGGGCUGGCGAAACGUGUCGGCGCCAAGGUACUGAUUGCCAGCACGUCCGAGGUGUACGGUGAUCCCGACGUACAUCCGCAGCCCGAAACGUACUGGGGCCACGUUAAUCCGAUCGGACCACGGGCCUGCUACGACGAGGGCAAACGCGUCUCGGAAACGCUGAGCUAUGCGUACGCGAAGCAGGAGAAAGUGAAUGUACGGGUGGCGCGCAUCUUUAACACGUACGGACCACGGAUGCACAUGAAUGAUGGGCGCGUAGUGUCUAACUUUAUCAUACAAGCACUGCAAAACCAGUCCAUUACGAUUUAUGGCAGUGGCCAUCAGACACGAUCGUUCCAGUACGUAUCGGAUCUGGUCGAUGGUUUGGUGGCGCUGAUGGCAUCCAACUACACGCAACCCGUCAACCUUGGCAAUCCGGUCGAGCGGACGAUCCAAGACUUUGCCGAAAUUAUACGCGAUCUGGUGGGUUGCAAGAGCAAGAUUAUCGAACUGCCCGCGGUUGAGGAUGAUCCCCAGCGACGAAAGCCAGAUAUUGCGAGGGCAAAGAAAUACAUCAACUGGGAACCGAGGGUCCCUCUACAAGAAGGGCUCAUGAAAACGAUAGACUAUUUUCGCAAGGAACUAGCACGCUCAAACCACUCACAGCGCAACAUCUUUGUGCCCGAAACGACGGAGUUCCGCACAUUGCUAUGAUAUCGGGCACCGAGUUGUGAUAUGGAUUAAGGAGGGUGGACGCAUUUGGGAUUUGAUCCUUGUGCUGCACGCAUCAACACACCCUCGGGACAGCACAACGGGACGACGUGCAGAGCAGCAUUGUAGAUACGCGAAAGGGCUUGCCGUAGUGAAUAAGUGUAGCAAUAUGAUUAUCGUCUAUUGGAAGCUAUGGUUUUGUGCAAAAGCGGUGUGAGUAUUUUUUCCGUAAAGGAGUACCAAACCGAAGACCCCCCCUCUCCCCCUUCACAAUCGAUGCAGUCUUAGUAAAUAGUUAGUUCGGUUACUUGCUGGCAUUCUCUCUAAAUUGGUUUAUCUACUCCAUUCUUUCAAUCAACAAACCGACGGCUGAGGCUCAAAACUAAAGGAAACGUAGUUCGGUUGAUUGUUUUUUUUUUUUGUAAGUCAAGCGCAAUUAAUUGUGAUACGAACAGAGUUACAGUUGCACAGAACUACAGCAAGUACGGUUUAUUUAAGCGCAAAAGUGCUUACACUCGCUUAAACAAAUACUUCUUUUUUAUAUGGUUUGUAAUUCAGCAAGGCUGCGUCAACAAGUGUGCUUAGAGCGUGGUUUUGUGCUCUUUUACCGAUUUUUAUACUCCCAUUUUUUUAAUGUAAAUACUUUCUAGUCUGGUUUUAAUAUGCGCCUAGGUUACAGUAAUGAGGAUUGUAUUUUUGGUUUGUCUGUUUUGUCUUGUUUUCGGCGAAGAUUAGGUAAAAAAAAAACGCUAAGGAUCUGUUAAAUGUGUAAUCAAUAGUGAAAAGAAAUAAAAAAUAGCAUAAAACUAAGAGAAU
Anopheles stephensi (Asian malaria mosquito) is the source of this 2452-nucleotide messenger RNA. It is a transcript of the gene Uxs, whose product is annotated as UDP-glucuronic acid decarboxylase 1. The coding region runs from base 98 to 1639 and encodes 513 amino acids. The record is from RefSeq and is a predicted model, not a curated record. Lineage: Eukaryota; Metazoa; Arthropoda; Insecta; Diptera; Culicidae. Gene Ontology annotation, molecular function: NAD+ binding; UDP-glucuronate decarboxylase activity. The transcript has 5 exons. Gene Ontology annotation, cellular component: cytoplasm. Gene Ontology annotation, biological process: D-xylose metabolic process.